CUCUCUUAAAAAACACAAACACAAACACUCCCAACUCUCACUCCUUUUCACGCGAAAAUACCGCACGUUUUCUCUUUUCCCUCACUUUCUCUUUCCUCUCCUUCUCUUUCAUUCAGCUUUCAAAGGUUUUCGUUUCUCAAAUGCCGCAUUACUUUACCUUCUUUGAAUCAUAUUUAAACUCUGUAGUCUCUCCCUCUUGUUUUUGUGUCUUAAUGUCUUUGUUUGUAACUCUGUGAAGUAAAUUUGAGUUGAACGUUGGUGUUUAGAGUAAGUUCAAGGUUAAACUGAAGAUUCUGGGGACUUUUUUAGUUUUUGGGCCCUUUACUGUUCACAUUCUGGGAUUUGGUCUCUGGGGUCUUCUCCUUGCUUUGAAUUUUCACAUUCUUCUUCAUCUUAGCUAUGGAUUACUCGUUUCAGCGGAUUUCUUGCGUUGCAUGUCCUUUUCUUUGAGUGGCAUUGGUUUUUGUACCCGUUUUCCAGUCCCCUUUUAUGUCAUUUAAUGUUCAAGGCUUUUAAGUUGUAAUAGAAGGUAUCUGUUUUCAUGGGAAUUCUAGGAUUUUUCUCUUUGUUUGGUAGGUUUUGAUUAUCAAUGUUGUUUGAAAAGGAACAAAAAAAAUUGAUGUUUUUGUGUGUUUUAUGGUGAAAUGAAGCGUUUCUGGAGACAUGGGAAUUUAGUGUGAAGGGUACUUGCAUAAUGGGAUUAGGUCCAGGUGAUAUCCAGGUGGGGCCUUGGAGUGCUGGAAAAUCCAAAGGGAAAAAGAAGAAAAGUAGUGAAGAUGAGGAGCCUGGAUGUUGGAUUAAAUUUAGGUUUAUGGGAAGCUGCUUGUCUCCAAGGGCCAAAGUGGAGGGUUCCAUAAGUGGCACUAGCACUCAAUCUGCUGAAAGUAAAUCAACAAAGUCAAAUGACACCACAAAUGAGUCAAAUGACACCAGCACAGGUCAAGCUGUUGUUCCAGUUGUGUCAUCUUCAACUACUACCAAUGCUGAAAGUAUGUCAUCCACUCCGAACGUAAGUGAGGAGCUUAAAGUUGCUUCUCAGCUUCGAAAAUUCUCCUUUAAUGAGCUUAAGUUAGCAACAAGGAGCUUUAGACCUGAGAGUCUUCUUGGUGAAGGUGGUUUUGGUUGUGUAUUCAAAGGUUGGGUCAAUGAGAAUGGUACUGCUCCAGUAAAACCAGGCACAGGUUUGUCUGUUGCGGUCAAAACCCUUAACCACGACGGACUUCAGGGUCAUAGAGAAUGGCUUGCUGAAGUUAAUUAUCUUGGUGAUCUCCUCCAUUCUAAUUUGGUCAAGUUGAUUGGUUAUUGCAUUGAGGAUGAUCAAAGGCUACUUGUUUAUGAGUUUAUGCCUCGAGGAAGCUUGGAGAAUCACCUCUUUCGAAGGUCCCUGCCUCUUCCUUGGUCCACCAGAAUGAAAAUUGCACUUGGUGCGGCGAAGGGUCUUGCUUUUCUUCAUGAGGAGGCUGAACGACCUGUAAUAUAUCGGGACUUUAAAACAUCUAAUAUACUGUUGGAUGCGGAUUACAAUGCCAAACUUUCUGACUUUGGACUUGCCAAAGAUGGUCCAGUGGGAGACAAGACUCAUGUAUCUACUCGUGUGAUGGGAACCUAUGGUUAUGCAGCCCCUGAGUAUGUUAUGACAGGGCAUCUUACAUCAAAGAGUGAUGUAUAUAGCUUUGGGGUGGUUCUACUUGAAAUGUUGACAGGCCGAAGAUCUAUGGACAAAACCCGACCAAAUGGGGAGCAUAACCUGGUGGAAUGGGCUCGACCCUAUCUUGGCGAGAGACGAAGAUUUUACCGACUUAUAGAUCCCCUCCUUGAAGGACGCUUCUCAAUAAAAGGUGCUCAGAAAGCAAUCCAAUUGGCUGCCCAUUGCCUUAGCCGGGAUCCAAAAGCCAGACCUCUGAUGAGUGAAGUUGUUGGAGCCCUAAAACCUCUGCCUAAUCUCAAGGAUAUGGCUUGUACUUCUUCUCACUUCCAGGCCAUACAAAUAGAGCGCGUGGGGUCCAGUUCAAAGUCUAGAAGUGGCGGUAGAGUGCAGGCAGGAUUGUCGAUAAGGAACGGGCAACCUACCAGGAGCCUUUCCACUCCGAAUGGUCCGCAUGUCUCUCCAUAUCAUAAUAACCAUCUUCACCGAUCACCCAAACCUAAUGUUGGCCAACCUUGACAUUGAGUAUAUGCCCUCUGCUUUAUUUCAUUUCAUUACAUGUUUUGGUUGUGGUGAUUGAAGUAACCAUUGGGAAAAUGAACAUCAGCCAUGAGUUUGGAAGUUCAUGCUGACCUGUUCUUUCUAAUAGCGAGUAUUUGCGGGCACUGUUGUCCAAUAGGAAGGGAAUCAAUUAAAGGAAACUCCAGAAGGAAACAAUGAAGAGCUCCUUGGAAUUAAUGACCAAUGGUUUUGCUGUUCACUUUGGCUGUUUAUUUGCCUUUGUUCUUUUUUCAGAUCAAUAUUCCUGCUGCUUGUUCAUCAGCCAACAUUCCUUCGAGCAAUUGCAAUUAGAAACACAACUUGUUGGUCCUCAUUUUAAUGCUCGUGUCCAACCAUGGCAACAAGAAAUUAAUAUUACUUAGGAGGAUGCCCGUUACCUGCGAUGGUGAUAAUUUGCUAUUUAUUGCAGCAAGUGGUAGUUGAUGAAUUACUAAGUUGAGCCUACUGCAAAUACCAGAAAUUUAGAAUAUUCAUUGAUUUCCGUAGUCGCUUCAAUGUAAGGUCAACCUCAUCAAAGUUUUCCCCUAGAUGACUGUAAUAAUGAAGCUAAAGUCGUAAAAUGGUUUUUGAUAUAAUUAGCGGAAGAAAAAUU
Theobroma umbraticum is the source of this 2798-nucleotide messenger RNA. Its product is annotated as serine/threonine-protein kinase PBL34-like. Gene Ontology annotation, molecular function: protein kinase activity; ATP binding. The record is from RefSeq and is a predicted model, not a curated record. Lineage: Eukaryota; Viridiplantae; Streptophyta; Magnoliopsida; Malvales; Malvaceae. Gene Ontology annotation, biological process: protein phosphorylation.